Messenger RNA from Pteronotus mesoamericanus, 1572 nucleotides. RefSeq names its product ras related dexamethasone induced 1 (gene RASD1). Bases 297 to 1127 code for a protein of 276 amino acids. Gene Ontology annotation, molecular function: G-protein beta-subunit binding; GTP binding; GTPase activity. The transcript is spliced from 2 exons. Gene Ontology annotation, biological process: signal transduction. Gene Ontology annotation, cellular component: cytoplasm. The record is from RefSeq and is a predicted model, not a curated record. Lineage: Eukaryota; Metazoa; Chordata; Mammalia; Chiroptera; Mormoopidae.
ACGCACGGGGUGGGCGGGGCCGCCCCCCGGCUGCUUAUAAAGGCGGCUGCGGGUCGCGGAGCGCAGAAGGAGCGAAGACUGUGUCCCAGAGUCGAAGCAGCUGCGGGAGCCGAGCCCCAACCAGCCGCAGCCAAGCAGAUCCCCGGGCCACUCCGCGACACUCUCACCCCUCGCCCGCCCGCGACCCCUCCGCGGGCCUCUCUGCGACACUCUCAGCCCCUCGCCCGCCCGCGACCCCUCCGCGGGGCUCUCUGCGACACUCUCAGCCCCUCGCCCGCCUGCGACCCCUCUGCCCAAUGAAAUUGGCCGCGAUGAUCAAGAAGAUGUGCCCGAGCGACUCGGAGCUGAGUAUACCGGCCAAGAAUUGCUACCGCAUGGUCAUCCUCGGCUCGUCCAAGGUGGGCAAGACGGCCAUUGUGUCGCGAUUCCUCACGGGUCGCUUCGAGGACGCCUACACGCCCACUAUCGAGGACUUCCACCGCAAGUUCUACUCCAUCCGUGGCGAGGUCUACCAGCUCGACAUUCUCGACACGUCAGGCAACCACCCGUUCCCUGCCAUGCGGCGCCUCUCCAUCCUCACUGGAGACGUUUUCAUCCUGGUGUUCAGCCUGGACAACCGCGACUCCUUCGAGGAGGUGCAGAGGCUCAAGCAGCAGAUCCUCGACACGAAGGCUUGCCUCAAGAACAAAACGAAGGAGAACGUGGACGUGCCCCUGGUCGUCUGCGGCAACAAGGGUGACCGGGACUUCUACCGAGAGGUGGAGCAGGCCGAGAUCGAGCAGCUGGUGGGCGACGACCCCCAGCGCUGCGCCUACUUCGAGAUUUCGGCCAAAAAGAACAGCAGCCUGGACCAGAUGUUCCGGGCGCUCUUCGCCAUGGCCAAAUUGCCCAGAGAGAUGAGCCCGGACCUGCACCGCAAGGUGUCGGUGCAGUACUGCGACGUUCUGCCCAAGAAGGCGCUGCGGAGCAAGAAGCUGCUGCGAGCCGGGGGCGGCGACCAGGCCGACGCCUUCGGCAUCGUGGCGCCCUUCGCGCGCAGACCCAGCGUGCACAGCGACCUCCUGUACGUGCGCCAGAAGGCCGGCGGUGGCCAGGCCAAGGACAAGGAGCGCUGCGUGAUCAGCUAGGGCCCCUACCCCGACCCUGCGCCGAGGACAGAGCCUAAGGAGGACCUUUUCGUUCAGAAGUCCAAUCUUAUGUCUGGUCCAGCCCUGCGGGCCCGCCCUGUGCCACGUGCUCGAGUGUGUAGUGGCGUCUUCCCUCCCCAGGCCCGGGGCCCCACCUGCUGGGGAGGUGGGAACAGCUGAGAAGGGCAGGCCAUCUGCUCUGGAAGGAAAGAGAACUGGGGGACACUGGCGCCCACUGCCCCCAGUACCUGGGGACACAGGCCCAGCAGAGGCUGAAUUUGUCUGGUUUCUCAAAAAGAUGGAAGACUUGGGAGGGAGUGAGUGUUAAUCAGCCACUGUUAGGCUUGGAGAAACCCGCGCCUGCUGGAGGGUUAAACAAACGGCAUGACCUUGUGUGUGACUCCGAGCUGCCCCGACAGCUGGCAAAAGCCCUCGCCCUCCUGAA